Messenger RNA from Salvia miltiorrhiza (redroot sage), 1113 nucleotides. RefSeq names its product protein bfr2-like. NCBI's taxonomy places the organism in Eukaryota, Viridiplantae, Streptophyta, Magnoliopsida, Lamiales, Lamiaceae. Bases 1 to 1113 code for a protein of 370 amino acids. The record is from RefSeq and is a predicted model, not a curated record. The transcript has 2 exons.
AUGGACUCAAGAAUCUCAAGGAGAUCUGGCCCCACGAGCUUGUGGGAUGACUUUUAUGCUUUGGAGAAAAUGCAAAUUAUGCAAGAGGCCGUGGAUCAAGGAGAAACAUCCACUCUCGCCCUUGCUGGUCACAAUGUUACUGUGACUGAAGAAAUUGAAGAUGAGCAGCACACUGACAAAAAUGUUGCAUUAAAACAAAGAAAUCUUCGGUUAAAAGGUGACACCAAAGAUGCACAGCAUUCAAAAACUGCUGCUGAUGAUAAUGUUACCCUUGUUGGCACAUUCAACUGGUUCUCAGAGGAUACUGAAGAAACCUCUGAAGAGGAAGAAGACGAAGUAGAUGAUGCUACAGAAGAUGAAGACAUUAUGGAGAAAACCUCCACUGAAGACAUUGACACGAGAAGGAACUUGAUUGAAACUAAUGUUCCUACAGUGGAUAUGACAACUGAGGAUAUACCCACUGAAACUCGUAAAAUGAUCGAUGCUGAUUUGCCAACUAAAGCUGAUUUAUCCAAGGCAACGCCGACCAACUCAACCUCAACUAAUGAUCAACCAUCAUCAGUUGAGAAACACCAAGGAGACAAGGGCUCAACUGAAACUGAUCAGAAUCCAACUAAAGUCUCCUCCUCCACUUCUGCUGCUACUAAAGAGAUGCCUACAACUGAGGGGGAAUUCAUCAGUUCAAAGGCAACAACUCCAUUCAAAACGACGAAGAAGUCCUACAUGGAGAAACUGAUCUUAGCUCAACAACAACAUAUCAAAGAUUUCCGAAGGCAACUUGAAGAAAGGACCGCAUAUGCAGCACAACAAGUUCGAAGACUUCGCAGAGUGGAAAUCCUUAUCGAGGACCUUUUUAGGGACUCCGCAAAGCGCACUGAAGCAAAUCAGAGGAAGUUGGAGAAGUACAUGGAGAUCAAUGCACAGCUCAGCCAUCUGCGCCACAAGAUUACUUCCUUCAUCAGUGAACAAGAUGUCAAUCAAUCAGUGAGAAAUGCUCUUCAUGCAUUUACCGUGCAAGAGAUGCUACCAAUGCAAAAAAGACUACAAUCUCUGGAAAGAAGUGUCAACGAGAUACAAUCUACAACUGAUCACGCCAACACCAGCAAUGCAUGA